Messenger RNA from Amaranthus tricolor (Joseph's coat), 835 nucleotides. RefSeq names its product nucleoid-associated protein At4g30620, chloroplastic-like. NCBI's taxonomy places the organism in Eukaryota, Viridiplantae, Streptophyta, Magnoliopsida, Caryophyllales, Amaranthaceae. The transcript is spliced from 7 exons. Gene Ontology annotation, molecular function: DNA binding. The coding region runs from base 60 to 653 and encodes 197 amino acids. The record is from RefSeq and is a predicted model, not a curated record.
UUUAUCCUCUUCGGUCAUCAUCUCAACUCUCACACACCCAUUUACUCUUUCUCUCUAUCAUGGCUUCUACAAGUACUACUCUCAGCACAUCUAAACCACCCAUUUGUUCUAAAUUCAAUGAUACUUUCAAAAAUUGUACUUCUUCUUCUUCCUUAUCCUUUUGCAAUUUAAAUGCUGAUGCUAAUCCUGUUGGUCUUCCAUGUUUGAUGUGGAGAAAUAGUAAGCCUCGUAAGGGCUCAAGAUCAGUACGUGUAUAUGGUUUAUUUGGUGGUAAAAAGGACGAUAAGGGUGAUGACUCAUCAUCGAAAGCUGGAAUACUUGGCAACAUGCAAAAUCUAUACGAGACAGUGAAGAAGGCGCAAAUGGUAGUUCAAGUUGAAGCAGUAAAAGUGCAAAAAGAGCUUGCUGCAGCAGAGUUUGAUGGUUAUUGUGAAGGUGAGCUCAUCAAGGUUACCCUCUCUGGUAAUCAACAACCUGUUCGGACUGAAAUUACUGAAGCUGCAAUGGAGCUUGGUGCUGAGAAAGUAUCACUUUUAGUUACCGAGGCAUACAAAGACGCACACCAGAAAAGCGUCCUGGCAAUGAAGGAGAGAAUGAGCAAUCUUGCCCAAAGCUUAGGGAUGCCACCCGGUCUUGGCGAUGGUUUGAAGUAAGCUUCUGAAGGGAUACCCAGGCCAAUUAACAUACUCUUUUAAGUUAAUUUUAAUUUUAUGAGUUGUGAAAGCGCUUUGUAGACUACUAAGCAAACGAUGACUUCUUCCAAUUCUUUUUGAUGUCCUUAAUUUGACCUUUAUUAUUAUAUAGAGUAAUAGAAUUAUAUGUUUGAAUUGGCCAA